Rhodotorula graminis WP1 is the source of this 3892-nucleotide messenger RNA. RefSeq lists its product as uncharacterized. Gene Ontology annotation, biological process: mRNA catabolic process. NCBI's taxonomy places the organism in Eukaryota, Fungi, Basidiomycota, Microbotryomycetes, Sporidiobolales, Sporidiobolaceae. The record is from RefSeq and is a predicted model, not a curated record. Gene Ontology annotation, cellular component: exosome (RNase complex); P-body. Bases 120 to 3830 code for a protein of 1236 amino acids. The transcript has 3 exons. Gene Ontology annotation, molecular function: 3'-5'-RNA exonuclease activity; RNA binding.
CAGCUAGAGCUCUCCUGGACUGCUAGACUCGACCACGGCGUGUGUCUAUAGACCACAGUCCCGUCGUCCAGUUCGCCCGCCUCCAGCACGGCCGCGCGCAUCUGCAGAGCCGAGCAACUAUGCUGUCGGUACCCGCACGCCACGCCAUCUGCCGCACGACAUCGUCCACGACCCGCGCCCUCUUUACCACCUCGUCGCUCCCCUCAGCCUCGAGCUCGACGCCGGCACCGCCAUCUCGAUCUACUCGCACCGACAAGCCCAAGCGCGACCCUGAAUAUCGCCUGCGCACUCGCGUCCUCCGCUCAGCAGCCUACGCCACCCACGAGCUCGCCUCGUCCUCCCCCUCCCACCCGACCCCUCCUCGCCCCGACGCCGCCGCUCGUCCGCACUCGAAGGGCUACGUCGCCCAGGCUGGCUUCCGCGUCACACCGCACCGCCGCGCAGCCGAGCGUACUCGCGUCGGCGGCGCCAAGUCGGGGCGCGGCGCGCUCGUCGGCAUCGACUCGCAGCAGGUCGAGGCGAGCAUGGCGCACAAGGGGACGCGGCACAGCGGUGCGCCGCUCGUGCGGCGGCACGACCGUGGCGCGGCGCACUCAGGCGCCGGUCCCGCGGCCCCGACUCGCCGCCGUGACGCAGCGGCUGGCCCGCCGUCCUCGUCGCGCUCGCUGCACACGUCCGCCGCCGCCGCACGCGGCAGCGUCCGCCUCGCCGAGGAGUCGCUCGCCGGCCUCGACGCAGAUCUCGACCUGUCGGGCUCGGCCGACGGCGGCUUGUGGGACGACGCCGACUUUGGCGCCGAGGGCGGCGCGGGUGGAAAGGGCAAGGCGCGCGCGAGGGAGCUCGAGAUGGGCGACUUUGUCGAGAUCAGCCGGAACGGCAGCCCGACCUCGGGCAUCUACCUCUCGCGGUCGCCCAACACGGCGCGGCGCAUCGUCCUUCUCUCGGCGUCGGGCUUCCGCUCCGAGCACUCGCUCGACGACGUGACGCACACGAUCCCGUCGCUCGUCCCUUCUGCCGUCGCGCGCCGCGUCGUCGCCGUUUCGCGCGCAGCGCCCGACGUCGAGCGCGACAAGGAGGGUGGCGCAGGGUGGGACCCGAGCGAGGAGUGCGUCAUCGAGGCGCUCCAGGGCCUGCGCAGGCUCGCGAUCGAGGUCGAGGACGAGACGCAGCGGCUCGUCGCGAGAGGCGCCAACGACUUGUUCCGCAUCCUGCACGCGACGCCGGCGCUCGCGCCCGCUCCCCCUGCGCUCAAGGCCAAGGGCAAGGGCAAGAAGGCGUCCAGGGUGUCCUCCUCGUCGCCAUCGACCACGCCCGCCCCGCCCAGGAGCGUCACCGUCCCCUCAGCGCUCGCCGCCCUCCGCAUCCCUUCCCUCGACGCGCCUCCCGCCCGCCACCUCGCCAUGCACCGCCUGCUCAUGGCCCAACCCGCCCACUUCCUCGCCGACGAGGUCGCCCUGCGUCACACGGGCCGGUUCGACCUUCGGUCCCGCGACGAGGCUGAGCGCUUCGAGCGCGUUCGUCAGUGGACGCGCGAGCGCACGGUCGGCGGCGAGCUCGAGGCGUGGUCGGACAAGUGCGCCAGGGUCCGCGAGUGGGGACGCUCGCAGCGCGCUGCGACAGCCUCGGCGCCCCGAGGCGACGGCGACAGCGACACGGCCGACGGCGCGCUCGCGCAGCUCGCGGUCCCCGAGGACGACCCGACGUUCCGGUGGUCGGCGACCGACCUGGUCGUGUUCGCCUUCCUGCGCGACGCGCUCGCCGGCGAGCGGCUCCUCCAGGCGCAGCCGCACAUGGCCAUCGCGCCGUCGCUCCUCAAGGCCGUCGACGCCGCAUCGCUGCGCCUGCGCACCACCUCGCCCUCGCCCUCGCCCUCAUCGUCGUCAUCGUCUUCGUCGUCGUCGCCGUCGGGCGCGGACGCCCCGCCUGUCGAGCGCGACGUCCAGAAGGCGCAAGUGCGCCAGUUCCUCGGCGACGUCGGCAUCGUCGCGCCCUGGGAGAACUGGACCGCGCACGAGCGCGUGACGGGCCUCGCCGAGUGGGACGACAUGGGCACCCGCGUCGAGCGCGCACUCGUGCAGCGGUCCUCGGUGGUGAAGAAGCCCUCGUCCACCGCGACCAAGGCCGCCGCGCCACCCGCCUCGGGCGAGUUCUACCCCGAGGACCCGCACGACGCUGUUCGGCACGACUUUGGUUCGGCGACUGUGUACACGAUCGACGACAUCGGCGCGUCGGAGCUCGACGACGGCAUCUCGCUCGCGCCCGGUCCGCCCUCGUCCUCGUCGACCGGCGGCAAGACCUGGUGGGUCCACGUCCACGUCGCCGACCCGACGGCGCUCCUCCACCCGGGCCACCUGCUCGCCAAGCUCGCGCGCGUGCGCGACCACACCGAGUACUUCCCGGAGAAGACCUGGGCCAUGCUCCCCGAGCAGUUCGUCGUCGGGCAGCGCAUGAGCCUCGGCGCGCUCGAGGGCGCCCAGCAGGGUCAGCGCGUCCUGAGCCUCGGCAUGCGCGUCGACGCCGAGUCGGGCGAGGUCCUCGAGAACGAGGUCAAGGUGGGCGUCGUGCGGGACGUCAGGCGCUUGACGUACAGCGCCGUCGACCGGGCGCUCGGCUACACGCCGCCGCCAAGCGGGCGUGUCCUGCGGUCAUGGGCGCCGGCAGCCGCAGAUGAGCGCGAGCAGGGCGCGUCGACGUCGGCGGCGGCGACUCAAACGAGCCGGCCCGAGCGGUCCACGGACGACGCCCUCCUCGAAACCGACUUGGCGGCGGUCGCCGACCUACGCACGCUGCACGACCUCGCCGGCAAGCUCCUGCGUGCACGCGUCGCAUCGUCGGCCCUGUUCUGGCAGUUCCCCUCGGCGUCCGUGUCGAUCUCGCCCAAGCCCCUCGUCCCUCACUUCCGCACUGCGCCUACGCCCACCUUCUACGCCUCGCCGCCACACGUGUCGCUCCAGCUCCCCUCGGCGGCAGCAAUCUCGGGGCACGUGUCGCACGCCGACUCGCCCGCGCAGCUCCUCGUCUCGGAGAUGAUGGUCGCCGCCAAUCGGUCCGCCGCGCGCUUCGCCGUUGAGCGCUCGAUCGCCGCACCGUUCCGCACCCAGUCGGCGCCCGCCGUCAGCGACGAGGCCGACCUCGAGGCGGUGCUCGCGAUGCGCAACCCGUCGACGGGGCAGGCGCCCGCCGUCGAGGUCCUCAAGCACGCGAUCGACUUCCUCCCCGGCUCGACGACGCCAACGCCUGGCCCGCACUGGCCCAUGGGCAUCGGCGGCGAGUACGGCUACCUCAAGGUGACGUCGCCGCUGCGCCGGUACAGCGACCUGUUCGCGCACUACCAGCUCAAGAGCGCGCUCCUCCAGAAAUCGGCGUCGGCAUCGUCGUUCGCCCCUCGCCUGUCGCUCGCCCAUGUCCAGACCCACAUCGAUGGCUUUGCGGCGGCGUCCAAGGCCCGCCAUCGUCUCGACGGCGCAGCAUCAGCCUUCUGGGCCUUGUGGGUCCUGCAGCCCCACCUCGAUCGACUGUCGUCCACCACCCUUUCCUCAACCUCUCCCUAUCCACCCUCGCACGCCUCGGCCCCGCACACAGCGCCCGACGACCCGGAGGUGCUCGACCUCCUGGCCCACCGCCUCACCGCCCUCGCGCUUCGGCUCCCGACCUUUUCGGCCGUCGAGAACAUCUACGUCCAGCCUGUCCUCCUCCCGCAACUUGGCCUUCGAGGCACCCUCCAGGUGGAUCACGCAGCAGAGGGCGGCGCAGUUGGUGAGGAGGUGGGUGUGCGCAUCGCGCAGUGCGUCAUGGGUCCGAGAAGUCGCGUCAUUUGCGUGCGAAGGUGAGCCAGUCGGGCAGGUUGUAGACUUUGAUAGUGCGGCUGCAACCUUGCUCCUGUGCCUGCCUC